Messenger RNA from Amoebophrya sp. A120, 11536 nucleotides. The record is from the annotation of a GenBank genome assembly. NCBI's taxonomy places the organism in Eukaryota, Dinophyceae, Syndiniales, Amoebophryaceae.
AUGGCCGCGUCGUCCUCCCGUCCUGCGACUAUGGUAUCCUGUGCAAAAGUAUCGUCCUCGUAGUAAUUGCAGUCAUGCAUUACAAAUCUUUUUCUCAAGGUAAAUCCGCAUUACAAAUUUUAUUUCUCAUGCUGAGAAAAUUUGUCAUGCAUUAUUUAUACGAGUACGAUACUUUUGCAAUGCAUAGAUGGUCGCGGAUGGCAACGCGACGGGGGCCAGCACGACGUCCACGUCGCCCUACUCGAUCAUUGAGGUAUCAAAAUGAAAAGUCCCCCCUCCCCAUAUCAAAAGGAAGUUUCUGAUGCUGGAUUUGCGUAUGCAAAUCAGGUUUGUCUUGCAGUAGAGUACUGCAGGCUCCUGCCAAGAUUGAGUAGACAGCUUUUGGCCUAGGCGCUUAGCAUGAGAAACGACUAGGCUGUAGGCCCAACAGCAUCACAAACCGCCUGCAUAAUGCGGCAGAGCCUGUGGCGUUGUCUUCUUGCAAGACAACCGUGAUUUGUGGUCUCAAAUCAGCAAGACAAAUUUUCGGAAACAUACCUGUUCGAUAUGGGGAGGGGGAGUUUUUCCUCUCAAUAUGAGGUGGCGAACUCUAUGGCGGCGUCUGAGUGAUUAUUGUUUUAUCGAUUCAAAAAUUCCCAUUUCAAUUUAAAAACAACUCUUAUCCCAAGCUGUAUCCAUCUCUUCGUCGCGGGUCUGCAGGGUGGUUGCCGUCGCGGUUCCGGUGGUGCGUCAACAUCCGGGCUCCAAUUUAUGCAUAUGAAAAGCGUUCCAAUUUGAGCGAGCUAGAUAAGGCAGCACAGAGGAUGUCUAAAUAGGGUAUGAAGUAAGCAUGUAGCUGAGGCUAAUAUGGGCGCCAAUAGCGCCGCUUGUAAGGUAUCCUGCCACGCCUGUUGCCGCUGGUGCCCCGUCAAAAAUUUGCAUUUUUUGCUGCCGCGAUUCAACAGAGGUUUUUAAAUGGAAGUUUAGACCUAUCAAUUUGCCUCUAUCUGAGCGCCAAUUUCUCAGCGUGAUUGAGAGGCUCAGUCCGAGGCUCAUUGAGAGGUCUCUAGAGAGGUCCGCAAAUGCCUUCCGCCGAUGAUAUGACGAAAAACAAAGCAUACCAUGACGGGGCACCAGGAACCAGCAAUCAGCCGGCACCUGGGCAAGCAGCAACGAACCCGCUUCCAGAGGGCCUAUUCCGGCCUCUGAUUUCACCUUAAGCAUGACCAAACUAGUUGCCUUAUCUAGCUAGCUCAAAUUGGAGCGCUCGUUUUGACUUGCGUACUCUUCUCCAACUGCUACCACCACGGGAGACGGCACCUGUACGCGCGCACGCGACGCGCGAAACAACACCUAAAGAGCACCUGAUACUGCAAUGUUUUUACUUUGAAAUGGGAAUUUUUGAAUCGCCUUGACAGUAAUCACUCAGACGCCGCCAUAAACUCUCACGGUGGCGACUAUGAGUACAUGAUGCAACUGCUCGGCGAGUUUAAGGAUUUCGGACCGGGCUACGGCAUCAAGUUUCAGCCCCUGCACCACACCACGCUCGCGACCCCCGACUUUCCGUCCUACCCGGUGUACGAGAGUUUUGUCUUCUCCUUCCAGCAAUGGGGUACUAUUUUCGACGAGGUGCGAAGGACGAGGAAGGAUAUCUGGCUGGACAUCUUUGAUACCUACGGGGUGGAAGUGCUCGGUCGUCACCUCGGGCAAGUGUACGGCCUGAAGCUGCAGGUGGGGGUUCUGGAGCACCUCCACGUGUUGGAGGCUUUGAGCCGGCUGGACCUGUCGGACAAGCUGCUGAUCAUGAACGUGGCCGCUCUGGUAUCUUACGUAAACACGUCCCCAUCCCAUAGUCAAGUUGGCAACUUAGCAACAUAAAUCUAGAAGGUUUGGGACCCACGCAUGACAAGUUGCGGUCCGUAGUGUAGUAGUGCAGGUUCGUAAGGAAAGCCGCAUCACAAAUCCUUCUGCUCAUCCUGUUUCCAGCAUUACAAAUUCUAAAACUCGACUAGAUAUGCAUCUCAACAUGGGGACCCGCAUUACAAAUGUUUCUGUAGAUGCAAAUCUGCAUGACAGUUCUGGGGAGGUGGGGACGACGUUUUUACACGCAAUAUCUGGAAGUGGACGCCAUCCGCGUCUUGCUCGCCCGCCUGGAAAACAAGUUGCGGCCCAGAGAGAUCCUUAUCCAGGUGGGUAUCCUGAGUAAAAACGUCCCCACCCGCCCAGAGUUGUCAAGCAAGUCUGCAUGCCAAAAAAAAAUCUCAUGUGGAGCCCCAUGAGAAGCAUUUUCCGUUCAUGUUUUGCUGGAAUUUCUGAUGCUAGAACCAGCAUGAUAUGCUAGAUCUGUGAUGCUGCUGAACUGGCUAAACCAACGGGAUCACGCGACGAAAUCAAACUUGUCAUGCGAACCAAAGUUGCUUUGUCUAGCAGAUUUCCCAUCUUGACUCUGGUGUGGGGACGUUUUUGCCCAGGAUAGUGGGGUUUCAAUCCUUUCCCACCAAGUUUGUCGACUGCGGUCUGGGGAAGCUGCGCACCAUCAAUAUCAAAUGCAAAUAUCCCUGGAUGUCUGGAAACUUGUGUUGCUGGUACUUGCAUGGCAAACUUGCUGCUUGUACGGCAUAAAAGCAUGAGAAAUAAUUUCCCUCGGCAUUCCUUGGGGAUUCAUUCGUGUUUGGCAUUACAAGCUGCCAUCUUCCAGCACGACAAAAAAACUGGCCAAUGGUAUUCAUGCACUACAGAUCUUGUUGUCGUUUAAGUCCUGCAUCACAAAGCCAGACCCAGACAUUUUUGCAUUUGAUAAUCAAAGACAGUCUUCAAAAGCGCAUCGUGUUUGCGGACCACGAGAAUCGAGACUUAUCAAAAGAAAAAAUCCCCCCUCCCCAUAUCAAAAGGAAACUUCUGAUGCUGGAUUGGCGUACACAAAUAAGGUCUGUCAUGCUGUAAGGGCAACGCCUGCCCCUAGCUGCUUAGCAUGGGACGAAACGCGUGCCCUGUAGGCCAACCAGCAUGACAAAUCACGCCCAUAAUGCGGCGCAUCCCUCAGCGCUUGCCUUCUUGCAAGACAAAAAUGAUUUGUGGCCACAAAUCUGCAUCACAAAUUUCGGGAAGGAUGCCUUUGCAAUCUGGGGAGGUGGGAUUUUUACUCACAAUUAGCCUCCGAGUUUGCCCUGUGGCUCCCGGCCAUGGCGUUGUGUUGCGGGGCCGACAUUGUCGAAAAGCACGUAAUGCACAGCUCACUGAACACCAAGUACGACUCCGUCUCCGCAUUGAAGGUGCUAUCAAAUGCAAACAUGUCUGGGAGGUCUGGAAACUUGUAAUGCUGAGUUGGAACUAGUGAAUGCUCUGAAAUGCACUCGUAUUUUCGUGCCUAAGUGAUGUAUGGGAAGUAUUUUCGUGCCUAAGUGUUGCGGUUUUCGCAUGACAGACUGCGUUUUGGCAUGACAAGCAAAAGGCUCCUCUUCUUGGACGCGCAUCACAAGCUCUUCAGUCAUGCCAGACAAGCAUGACAGGCCCUGCAUCCUUCCAGAUUCAGACAUAUUUGCAAUGCAUAGGUGCACGAGUUUACCAAAAUGAUGGAUCUCACCUCGCAGGUGAACGGCGUGUUGCAUGCCAAAGAGUUUGUGAACCGGCGGGUAUCAAAUGCGAAAAUGUCUGGGUCUGCAAGAUUGCUAGCUUUGUCAUGCAGGUUUUCCAUGACCCACGCGGUCUGGCAUGUACGACCUAGCAUGACAGAUUCUGUGAGACCUCUAUCAUGCCUUUCCUGCAUGAGAAACUGCCUCUACGAACUUGUUAAAAAGUUGACAACUUUUGGUAAUCAUGCAACACAAUUUUUUUCACGAUCCAGAUGUAGCAUGACAAGUUCCAACCUUCCAGACGCAGACAUAUUUGCAAUGCAUAGCGGGAAAAGGAAUACUACGAGAAGGGCCUGAUGUAUCGCAAGAAAAAAGUGUUACAGUUACACACAUAGUCUAUGCAGGCCAAGCAAGACAGACAAGCUCUGUCAUGCCGGAUAUGCAACAUGGGAGCCUGGUUUCAUAGGUGUUUUCCCGUAGGAUUUCUGCAUUACAAGUUUUCUGACUCAUGCAGAGAAAUUUAUUGUGUUGCUGAAUUCACUACAAACGUGUCACUGUAACACUUUUUUCGUGGGAUAUGAUGCGACCGCUCCUUGCGCACGGAAGAGAAAAGGGGUCGCCCCUCUCCCUGGCCCACGACCUCGUGUUCCUGCGGAGCUUUAUGGCGUUCUCAAACGUUAUAUUCUCAACUGUUACAAGAUGAAUUUGUGAUGCAAGAAUGGCAACAGUCAAAGGGGCAAGCUUGCUGCUUUCGCGUCACAGAUUUGGCACAAUAUUAGAUGCUGUUUAGCCUCUCGGAGAUUUGUCAUGCGAAGCAGCUUGAUCAUCUGGCGGCUUAAGGUAGUCUUGCAUGACAAAUCCACGUAACAGUUGAGAAUGUAACGUUUGAGAACUCGAUAAGCUUAUCCAAGGGGUUGUCCUUCUCCGAAAUCGAGAAACUGACCACCAUAUGGAUUGCAAAAAUCCCUGGAUGUCUGGAAGAUUGCAUCAAAUUGUCAUGCUAAAUCCGAAUCAUGCAGAAACCUGUGUUGCAUGGGUGCCAAAAGCUGUCCACUUUCGACCAAGUUUGGAGGGAGUUUCUCAUGCAGGAUAGACAUGGCAGAGACCUCACAGACACUGUCAUGCUAGGUCCUGUAUUCCAGACCUCAUGGGGCAUGGAAAAUAUGCAUGACAAGUCUGCAUUCCUCUUCCAGACCCAGACAUUUUUGCAUUUGAUACAUGACCGGCCACGUGCUCUCGCAAUCCGUGGCUGCGGGCGCUCUAUCAAAAGGAAAAAUCCCCAUAUCGAAAACGAAAUUUGUGAUGCUGUAUUUGAGUACACAAAUCGACUUGUAAUGCUAGAAGGCCACGAGACGCAGCUGUGGCCUCGUUCUUUCCAGGCAAUUUGUCAUGCUGUUCCCAUUUCCAGCUGCCCCCUGUCAUGCUGAAGAUGCAUAGGUUUAUUCCCACGCCAACCAGCACUACAGUCGGCAUCUUUUCCCUUCUAGCAUGACAAAGCUGAUUUGUGACCACAAAUCUGCAUCACAAAUUUUUAGUUUGAGUAUGUGGCGGGGGGAUUUUUCACUUUGAUACGCUCCCCUGCGUCGCGAGUACUUCAAGAGCGCCACGAUCGGGGUUCUGGUGGCCUGCCGCCUGAAAUCGGCCCGGUGUAAGCGGAAGGCGGUGCGCAAACUGGGCGACCUCACCUCUAUCGAGCAGUGUCUUCGCAACUGUUGCAGCAUGACCCGCGCGCACCAUGUGGUGCUUUGUACCUCCACCACCGAAGAGGAUGCGGAGCUGUCCGGCUACCGGUACAACUCAUCCGCAGUAUUGUCAGGAAAAAUCCCCCCUCCCCACAUCGAAAAGGAACACCUCAGUGAAUUUGUGAUGGUGAUUUGUGACCACAACAGUGUCUGCUUUGCAAGAAAGCAACGGCAUGAACUCCGCCCAAUUAUUAUGCUGGCGGUUUGUAAUGCUGUUGGUCCCACAGCGCAGACGUUCCUCAUGCUAAAGUGCCUGGCCCAAAACCUCUGCGCAUUGGCAUGGUAUGGGCCUGCAGUCCUCUACUGCAAGACAAAUCUGAUUUGUGUACGCAAAUCCAGCGUCAGAAGUUUCGUUUUGAUGUGGUGAGGGGGGAUUUUUCCUUUUGAUACGCAGUGGGGUUUCACCAGGGUGACCCGGAAGACGUGAUUUGGCGGUAUCUGGAGGUGGUGCGGCAACUCAAAAUUGACGUGAUCGUCCGGGUGACCGGGGUAUCUAAUGCAAAUAUGUCUGGGUCUGGAAGAUUUUGAGAUUUGUCAUGCACGUGGUCCAUGAGCCCUGAUGUCUGUGAUGCAUGCCCUAUCGUCACAGAUGUUUUGGGGGCUUCUUGAUCCCUAUUGCGCAUGACAAAUGCCCCCUCCGCGUAGGAAAAAUUACACUCCCUUUGCUGUUCAUGCAAUACAGAUUUUUUUGGAAUCCAGAUGUAGCUUCACAAGUUGCAGCACGCUUCCAGACCCAGACAUAUUUGCAUUUGAUACGGGGACAAUCCCUUCGUCUCCCCCGAGAUGUGCGACCUCCUGCUCGAGAGCCACUUUCGCGAGGGCGCCGAUUACACCGCCCCCCGGGAGGGCGCGAUCGGCACGGGCAUGGAAAUCGUGUCGGCGCGAGCUUUGGAGCACAUCCACGCCGUGACCGGCGGAGCGCAAUACUCAGAGUACAUGACCUGGUACUUUGUGAAUAACCCCGACUGCUUCCGCUUGAACUUUGUCCCUCUCCCCGCAGAGUUAUCGUACGAAAAAAGUAGUGUUUCACUGUAAGGAUUUUGCAAGUUUUGCAUCACAGGUUUGCUCUACAUCACAGAGAAAAUUUGCCAUGCAAAGUUCCUAAGAGAAAUAAACACAGCUAAAAAUCCACUGUCUUGCAUGUGUAGCAAUACAAAUCCUUCUGAGAUACUAUUUCAUCUGCAUAUACAAGUUUACAGUAAAACACUUUUUUUCUGCGAUAAGGUUUGUGCCGCGACUACCGUCUCACCUUGGACUAUGAGGAGGACUAUCAAAUGUUCUGCACGCUUGUCGAGGGCCUGCAGUAUCAAAAGGAAAAAUCCCCCCUCCCCAUGUCGGAAAGGAAAUCUGUGAUGCUGGAUUUCCGUACACAAAUCAGAUUUUUCUUGCAGUAGAGGACUGCAGGCAUAUGCCAACCCUGGGCGGCGAGGUUUUAUUUCCAUAGGCGCCUAGCAUUACAAAUCUCCACGCUGUAGGCCCAAAAGCAACACAAACCACCUGCAUAGAAAUGCGGUGCAGGUGGUGGAUUUGCCUUCUUGCAAGACGGAGACGAUUUGUGGUCACAAAUCAGCAUUGCAAAUUUUCUGUGGCUUCCUUUUCGAUAUGGGGAGGCGGGAUUUUUCCUUACGAUAUGCAGAGGGAGAAGAAAAUUGAUCACACAGGAGACAUAUCAAAUGCAAACAUGUCUGGGUCUGGAAACUUGUGUUGCUGAUACUCGCAUUGCAAACUUGCUGCUUCCUUGUACGGCAUAAUAGCAUGACGAAUUUCGCGAGGCUUAUUCCAGAUUCGUUCGUAUUUAGCAUGACAAAGUGCCAUAUCCAGCACGACAAAAAAACUGGCCAAUGGUAUUCAUGCAUUACAGAUCUUGUUGUCCUUGAAGUUCUGCAUCACAAAUCCAGGCGCAGACAUGUUUGCAAUGCAUAAGACACACGCGCAGUACUUGCGUUCUUGGACGAGCAUCCCGAAGUGGUCAGCAUGAACUCGCUAUCAAAUGUAAAAAUGUCUGGGUCUGGAAGAUUCUGAGAUUUGUCGUGCAUGUUUUGCAUGACCCAGGACGUCUGUAAUGCGCGACCGCGCAUCACAGGUUUUGAGCUGGCUUCCUGAUGCCUACUCCGCAUGAGAAACGCCCUCCCCGCGUAGCACAAAAUAGACUCCUCUUGCUGGUCAUGCAAUACAGAUUUUUCUAGAGUCCAAAGUUAGCAUCACAAGUUCCAAUCUUCCAGACCCAGACACUUUUACAUUUGAUACUCGCAAAAGGUGCUCAAGUGGGCCACGUAUCAUUUGUAAAAACGUCCCCACACCAGAGUCGUCAAGAUGGGAUGAAAUCUGCUAGAGAAAUCUACAAGCUUAGGUUCUUGCGCAUGACAAGUUUUGGGCCGUAGUGUAAUCCUCGACUUAGCUUGUUCAGAAGCAUCACAAAUGAAGCCUACCAUGCUGAUUGGAGCAUUACACAUUGCAAAGCACGACUAGACUUUAUUUCUCAUGGGGCUUCGCAUGAGAAGCAUUUUGCUCCUGCAUUGUUGCAUGACAACUAUGGGCGGGUGGGGACGCUUUUACAUAUGAUACCACGGACAAGGAGCUGAUCGCGACUUUGAAUGAGAAAACGCGACUCACCGCGAUGCUCCACCCCGGGCCUCCGCGACAAGCGUGGCAGGAAGCGGACGAGGAGGAAAACAACAAGAAGCAUAUCAAAUGCAAAAAUGUCUGGGUCUGGAAGAUUGCAACUCGUCAUGCUGUUUUUGGACUCUGAAAAAGUUUGUAUUGCAUGACCAGCAAGAGGAGUCUAGUUUGUUUGUGCUACGCGGGGAGGGCAUUUGUCAUGCGGAGUAGGCAUCUGGAAGGGUUCUAAAAGUCUGUGAUGGUAGGGCAUGCAUCACAAACAAUCCUGGGUCAUGCAAAGUAUGCAUGACAAAUCCGGCAAUAUUCCAGACCCAGACAUUUUUGCGCUUGAUAAAGCAAGCAAACCGGCAAGAAUUGCUCGUGCAAGGCCAACGCGUUACCGGAUGAGGACAUCAAAGUAGUUAUGUUUUCGACGAGUAGUCGGUCCUCUUGUUUGCGUGUUCUGUGGGAGGUUCUUGUGUGGUCACCACGCCUAUUUUGGUUUUAUAGUACACUAGCUGCUUUUAAUAUUUCAUCUGAGCCCACGGGCUCCUCCGGCGGCCUAUUUAUCAAAUGUAAAAAUGUCUGGGUCUGGAAGAAAAAGAAUCCAACUUGUCAUGCUGAUUUUGGACUCUAAAAAAAUCUGUAUUGCGUGAGCAGCAAAGAGAGUCCAAGUUUUGCUACACGGAAAGAGCGUUUGUCAUGCGGUAUACUUAGUCAUCAGGAAGCCCUCACGAAAUCUGUGAUGCUAGGGCAUGCGUCGCAGACAUCAGGAGUGAUGCAAAAUGUGCAUGACAAACAUACAUUCUUCCAGACCCAGACACUUUUACAUUUGAUACUAUUUAGCAAGUCCUUAUUCUUAUUAAUAUUAAUAUAUUUAUAUAUGGAAGAAAACGGGGCCGGAGAGGUUCCGGUAGAGGGUGGGGAGAGGUUUGAUAGAGGUAAAAUAGAGGUUGGGAGAGGUAAAGUAGAGGGUCGGGAAAAAAUAGAGGGUCGGGGAGAGGUAAAACGAGAGGUAAAGGAGAGGGUAGGGAGAGGGUGGGUAGUAUGUCCGCCCGUAUAGCGGGGCUAUACGCCCGAAGAGGGUAGGUAGAGGGUGGACAGAGGUCAAAUAGAGGGUAGGGGGAGAGGGCCGAGAGGGUCAGAGAGGGUGCGUAGUAUAGAGCGACCCUCUAUGUGACCCUCUACCGCGACCCUCUCCGGGAGCCUCUAUUUUACCUCUCGGGGGACCCUCUCGGGACCUCUCCGACCCUCUCCGGGACCCUCUCCUCGACCCUCUCCUCGACCCUCUCCGCGACCCUCUCCGCGACCCUCUCCUCGACCCUCUCCUCGGCCCUCUCCUGGAACAUCUCCAGGAACAAAAGCCGCCUGGCUGCGCGCGACACACACCUCUUCAAGAAUCUAGGCAGGUAGGGCGCAAAGCUCGGCAGGCCUUGCUUUCGCAUUCAGACCAGGGUGGCCGUUCAAAGUGCGUGCGCCGCUCUGCGUCCCCCAGAGGGGGCGCGGCGCCCCGCCUUAACCUGGUCGGCCACCUGGGGUGGCCGCAACUUCACACAACGCCCGCGCGCGCGCGGGCAGCAGAUGCUUCGUCCUUGUCACGUCUUGAAAGUUGGCGCCCGAAAAUAGUCUCCUGUGCGCAUUUUCCCACGGCGCGCAGCGACUGAGGCCGGGCACGCAGCAGCAGGUGGAAGCAAGUGCAGGACGCGUCCCCGCGCCGUCUAUUAGUAAUACAGGCAGCGCCGUCUAUUAGUAAUACAGGCAGCGCCAUGGAGCUAGAGGCGCGCCCCUCAGGGUGCCCAACCAUGCCGAAACAUGAGCCGGGCUUUUUUUAUUUGGUUGCGUAGCGGCGCGCAGCGAUUCAUUGGUGGCGUCACCUUCCCCACCGGAACACCUCCACCGAGCAGCCCCCUCCCCGGCGGCCUCCGCCGGGGGGUGGCUGGUAUUUAUAUAUGGAAGAAAACGGGGCGGGAGAGGGUACAGUAGAGGUUGGGGAGAGGUUUUAGAGAGGUAAAAUAGAGGGCCGGAGAGGUAAAGUAGAGGGUCCGCCAAAAUGAGAGGGUCGGGGAGAGGUAAAACGAGAGGUAACGGAGAGGGUAGGGAGAGGGUGAGCCGUAUAGACGCCCUUAAAGCGCGGCUAUACGCGCGCAGAGGUAGGGUAGAGGUUGGGGAGAGGUCAAGUAGAGGGUAGGGGAAGAGGGUGUAGAGGGUCGGAGAGGGUGCGUAGUAUAGGGCGACCCUCUACGCGACCCUCUACCGCGAUCCUCUCCGGAAACCUCUAUUUUGCCUCUCGGUGGACCCUCUCGGGACCUCUCCGACCCUCUCCCGGACCCUCUCCGAACCUCUCCCGGACCCUCUCCGAACCUCUCCGGGACCCUCUCCCGGACCCUCUCCGUGACCCUCUCCCGGACCCUCUCGCGGACCCCCUCGCGGACCACCUCCAGGAGCACAGCCUGCCCACCUGUCUGCGCGUGGCGCCUCCUCAAGAAGCUCGCUAGGGCGCAGCGACCGGCUGGCAUUGCUUUUGCUUUCAGAUCAGAGCGGCCGUUCAAAGUGCGUGCGCCGCUCUGCGUCCCCCAGAGGGGGCGCGGCGCCCCGCCUUAACCUGGUCGGCCACCUAGGGUGGCCGCAACUUCUUUCCCACAGCGCCCGCGCGCGCUGGCAGCAGGUGCGUCGCCCUUGUUGCGUCUCGCACGAUGGCGCCCGAAAAUAGUUUCCUGCGCGCAUUUUCCUACGGCACGCAGGCAGCUACUAAGGCCGGGCAUGCAGCAGCAGGUGGAAGUGUAGGACGCGCCCCCGCGCCGUCUAUUAGUAAUACAGGCAGCGCCCUGGAGGCGCGCCCCCCAGGGUGCCCACCGAUGCCGAAACAUGGGCCGGGCUCUUUUUAUUUGGUUGUGUAGCGGCGCGCAGCGGUUCAUUGCUGGCGCCACCUUCCCCACCGGAACAUACACCUCCACCGAACAGCCCCCUCCCCGGCGGCCUUCGCCGGGGGGUGGCUGGUAUUUUCCUAUGCUUAAUAUUUUGCUCACCUGUAGUUUCUCGUCCUAUUGAAUCGAAACUACGGAACAAGCGAAUAAACUUGAUAAAAUUGUUCACUGCUCAAAAUGUAUUAUGCUAAAGCGUUAAAAGGCUCAAAACUUAUGCUAAAGCGUUAAGCUACAGCAAAAAAGUUCGUAUGUACAGCAGGGUAUAGCGCAAGAAGAACUGAUGGGGACAUCAGCAGGCAUCUUAAAGAUAUUCGAGAGAUCAUCAUGCUUGUGAGCAGUCUGCCUCGCAGAUGAAAUGAAGGCUUAGCAAACGAGGGCUGCUCCCACACGCGGCCGUUGGUGAGGUGCAAGAGCAUGUGUUUGUUGAUGUUGAUGUUCUACCAGACCUUGGCAAUGGGAGACUUCGACAGCCAUAUAGAUUCGGAAUAGAUUCCAAAUAGAUUUGAAGUAGAUGGCUUCUGUUUUCCGAAAAAGCGUCUGCAGUUCUGCAGCACGCGAUCGAACGGAGAAUAAAAACAGUCACCGAAGUCGCGAGUGGGGCGCCGAAAAAUGAAAACAAUUCUGACCAAAAUUUUCCGGGCCGAUGAAAAGUGGCCACAAGGUGCCUGCCCUAGCCCGAGAAAGUGGCCAGGUGAAGGGGGUAAUCUUGCAGCGCAAGCGC